Molecule: messenger RNA, 1260 nt
Organism: Myxozyma melibiosi
Lineage: Eukaryota; Fungi; Ascomycota; Lipomycetes; Lipomycetales; Lipomycetaceae
Exons: 2
Coding region: 273-1139 (288 amino acids)
Biological process (GO): regulation of transcription by RNA polymerase II
Cellular component (GO): mediator complex
Molecular function (GO): transcription coregulator activity
Source: RefSeq, a predicted model, not a curated record
GCGGUGGAGAUGGCACAGCCCUCACGUGAUGCGUCGCAUUUAUGCACAUCUCGAAUUUCACCUGGACCUCCGUUGACGCAGUGAGUUUGGUUGCUAUUAGCGACUGCGGCAAUAAUCAGUCUCUGCUGGACAUAUCGUGGUUGUUUCAGAGUGGAGAUAUCUGCUCAAGCGCGUCGGAAAUGCGUUAAGUCAGUCGUCGGUGUCAGAUCAGAGAGCUCGUGAAGGAACUGCGCCAGAACCUAUCUACAACCUCCACCCCGACAGCGCAAGCCAUGAGCGCAAAACUCUCGCACGCGGACUUUGAUUUCCUGCCUGAUCUUGUUGAUCUUUUGGAACGAGUCUCGCAGGGAUCGCUUGUUGCAAAGGACGUUCCGAACGAGGCAGGGCGGAUUAGGAUAAACCUGAAUCGCGUGCGGACAAGGCUGGCUCAGCUUGGAGAUGUUGAGUCUAUUGAGACACAGAACAAUGAGAUCAUUCAGUUGAAGACCAAGGUUGAGAAGAAGAGAUUGCUCCUCGAGAACUUAUCAAACCUGGGAAAAGACCUUCUAGGUAGAAAAGGCGUGCUACGGGACGACGAAUUGUCAAUCAAUUCAAAGCAAGAUACAAAUGUGGACGUCGUUACCUCGAUUCCGGCUCCACCUUCUGUGUUGGAAUUGGCAAAGGAGCCGAAUCUUGAUAGUCCGUUGCCAGACAUCAAGAUUGAGCCUGAGGCGGCUACAAUAGCUACAAAUCAGAGUACAUCUCUGCAGCCAGCUGAAGUUGAUCAGAUGGAGAUAGACCAAAAGGUCUCGGCACCAGCAGACACUCUCGAAUCAAAUACAGGCGAUCUCUCAGCCCUGCCAGAGUCUACCAACGACGCGGCCAACGAAUUACAAGAGGCGCUGCCAGAGCAGCUACAGGACAUGAAGGAAGUCAUUGAUGUAUCAGACAUGCAGGACUUUAUGCAGAUGAUGGACGGCGAUGCGAGUGCAGCCGAGAAACCGAGCCAGGAGCAGGACGGGAACAUGUUUAUGGCGAUGAUGGACAGCAUGCCCGACGAUCAGGGUGUCCCGGAGACGUCUGCCCAGGGCAUUGAGGAGAUUGCGCAGGCGAUAGCAGGGACCGAAGGCGAGCUGCCCGAGUUUAUGGAUCUCAGUUGAUGGUCCUUAAUUAUAUUACAUAAUCUCUGACUGAUAAAUUGAUGACAUAAUCUGUUACUUACUUAUGGCAUAACCGCCAAACCACAGCCUGCAUAAGCUCCGGCCCACGACACAAAAUUUC